Messenger RNA from Hirundo rustica (Barn swallow), 1545 nucleotides. RefSeq names its product keratin, type II cytoskeletal 1-like. Gene Ontology annotation, cellular component: keratin filament. Lineage: Eukaryota; Metazoa; Chordata; Aves; Passeriformes; Hirundinidae. The transcript is spliced from 7 exons. Gene Ontology annotation, molecular function: structural constituent of skin epidermis. Gene Ontology annotation, biological process: intermediate filament organization; keratinization. The record is from RefSeq and is a predicted model, not a curated record. Bases 1 to 1545 code for a protein of 514 amino acids.
AUGAGACGAUAUUUCUCCAGAUAUGGGGACGGGAGUUUCAGUUCUUCUUCCGCUCACUGCGGGACUUUGGGUGGCGGAGAGAGGAGAUUCGGAGGGUUUGGGCAAGGGUAUGGCAGCAGGAGCCUCCACAACCUUGGAGGGUUCAGGAAUGUCUAUGCUGGUGGCGGCUACGGAGGAGAAGGAGUAAGAUAUGAGAGAUGCUUUGGGUUUGGUGGCUGGAGACAACCUGAGAGGGGCUUUGGUGGAAGAGGAUAUUUUGUGGGAGGCUUUCAAAGUGGUGAAACGGGGCUUGGUGGCACCUACAGAGGAGGCUCAGGCAGGGAGGUGCUCGGACGAGGCCUUGGAGCAGGGGAAGAAGGGGCUGGGCAGGCUGGAGUUCUCCGAGGCAUUGAGGAGGUCCAUGUCAACACCAACCUGCUGAGGCCAAUACAGCUCCAGGUGGACCCCGAGUUCCAGCGAGUGCGCUCAGAUGAGAGGGAGCAGAUCAAAGCUCUCAACAACAAAUUCGCAUCGUUCAUCGAGAAGGUUCAGUGUCUGGAGCGGCAGAAUCAGGCACUCUUGGCCAAGUGGGAACUUCUGCAGCAGCAAAGCUCUGGCCCCGAGGAGAGCAGGAACAUCAACAGCUUCUUUCAGUCCUACAUCACCAACCUGCAGCGGCAGCUCGAGACGCUCCAGAGCCAGAAGGAGCAGCUGGAUCCCGAAGCCUACAACAUGCUCCAGCUUGUUGAGGAGUAUAAAAACAGAUUCGAGGAUGAGAUCAACAAACGCACGUCCAAGGAGGAGGAGUUUGUGGAGCUUAAAAAGGAACUGGACAGUGCCUACAUGGGAAAAAUGGAGUUUGAUGUCCGAGUGGAUAUCCUGAGGCAGGAGCUGGAGUUCCUCCGGUGCCUAUAUGAAGCUGAGCUGUCCCAGCUGCAAACGGUUGUUGGGAACACGGAUGUUAUUCUGUCCAUGGACAACCACAGGGAUGUGAACAUGGACGGGAUCAUCGAGGAGGUCCGGCGGGAAUAUGAGGGGAUCGCCCACAGGAGCACAGCUGAAGUGGACGCCAUGUACCGGGGCAGGUACCAGGACCUGCAGAACAUGUGGGUGAAUCAACAAGAGCAGCUGAGGAACAGUCACCAGGAAAUCCAGGAACUUGCCAGGCAGAUCCAAAGGCUCCAACCCGAAAUUGAAAUCACAAGGAAAAGGAAUUCCAGCCUCCAGGACUCCAUCAAAGAUGCUGAGCACCGUGGGAGCUCGGCCAUCAGGGACGGCCAGGAGAAGCUCCGGGAGCUGGAAAAUGCCCUCCAACAGGCCAAGGAUGACCUUUCUCAGCUUGUCCGUGACUACCAGGAGCUCCUGAACGUGAAGCUGGGCCUGGACAUUGAGAUCGCCAUGUAUCGGUCACUCCUCGAGGAGGAGGAGAACAGGUGGGGGCAAAAUCCAUCCUGGGUGAAGAAACACCCAGACAGAGCAGAGUGUCCGUGGAUCUGUCCCUGGGAUCUCUGGGAUGGACCGGGCCUGGGAGGAGUCACCUUUCUGCAGAUCGUUGGUAAAGCCUAA